Messenger RNA from Papaver somniferum (opium poppy), 1455 nucleotides. RefSeq lists its product as uncharacterized. The coding region runs from base 111 to 1037 and encodes 308 amino acids. NCBI's taxonomy places the organism in Eukaryota, Viridiplantae, Streptophyta, Magnoliopsida, Ranunculales, Papaveraceae. The record is from RefSeq and is a predicted model, not a curated record. The transcript has 8 exons.
UUUUGCUCUAUAUCCUCUCCUCUCUGUCUUCAGAGGCCGAUGGCUUAAAAAAGGAGCAUCUUUUCACAUCAAUUCCAGUUAGGGCUUAUUACUUAUCCGAUAGUAUUGAUAUGGAAGGGUUAAUGGUUGAGAAUCAAGCCAAUUUGGUCCCCCAUACUCCAGGAACUGGCAGAUAUGCUGUUCUAAAAUUUGACGACCUUACUAAUUCUCGUGCUCCUCGAGAUUUGGGGGCUAAGUUAAUUGGAAUUUCUCACUCUUACAUGGUGGUUUUCCCAUAUGGAUCCGUCACGAUGUUUAAUGUGCAUGAUCACGAAAUUGAUAGGCACCUGGAAAUUAUCAAAAGACAUGCUUCAGGGUCGCUGCCUGAAAUGUUUAAGUGCAGUGGAGACUUGCCGGUGCCACGGAAUUACUUCGAUUACGAGGUGAGAGAAAAGCCGGAUUUACAAACGUGGAUGCAAGGUGGGCCAAACUAUAUAAUGCUGCAGCACUUGAACAUUGAUGGUAUCUGUACGAUUGGUAGUGUUCUUGGCCAAAGUGUUGCUCUUGAUUACUACUGUCGCCUGGUUGAUCAAUUGGUUAACGAAUAUUCAGGCGUAAAUUUUCGAUUGGAGGCAAGUGGUGCUUGUAAAAAAGGGAUAAAGCAGACGAUACUGCUCUGCGAGAUGGAGGACAUUGCAAUUGCUAUUUAUAGGUUUGGGCUAUCUGAGAGAUCAGAUAUUGCUUGGGAAGAUGACACCAAGUACUCACAAAUGUUGGACUACCUUCUGGACAACUUUAACAUGGUUGAGAGAUUUGAGGGAUUGGAUCGUAAGUUCAAGAUUGGAGAGUUGCUCUUAGGGUUGCUACACAGGAUUAUGGAGAGACUUUCUCACUUGAAUAAACAAGAAACAGUCACGAGGCUUGAAAGUGCAUGCAUAGACCAAAGAGAGAAAAAAUCCAAGGGUUUCAGACUUAGUAGGACUAAAACCGAGUAUACGAGGUGUGAGUUCAGCGAUGCUAGAGCAGAGGAUAGAGAUGUCAUUUUGCACGGGCAGUAACUAGUAAGGAUACUUUUCGAUAUUCAGGAUCGAUGCUGCAAAGUGAUAGCGAGAUUGAUGAGGAUGUUGGUCAUAGGAUUGCGUGAGAUGGACGAAAUGGCGACAAGCAACAGGCAUCUUGCGUGAUAAAAAGUUCCGCAAAAGGCAAGUUAUAUAGGACUGUGAUCAGACCUGCGAUGUUGUAUGAUGCAAAAUGUUGGGCUAUUAAAAGGAAACACAUUCAUAAGAUGAGUGUACCAGAGAUGUGUAUGUUGCGGUGGAGUUCUGGUCAUACUAGACAAGAGUGAAUUAAAAGUGACAAUAUACACGAUAAACGUGGAAAUAAGAGAAGCUUAUUCAACAACGAAUGGGAUGGUUUGGACAUCUCUAACAGAGACCUCUAGAGGCACCAGUUCGCACUGGUAUCAUAAAGCCAUUC